AUGGCUGCGACAUCUUCCUCUGCUUUCCUCCUAAAUCCGUUGACUUCUCGCCACCGUCAUUUCAACUACUCUUCUUCUCUCUCCUUAUCCUCGAGAAAGGCGGCUGCUUUCGAUUCUCUCCCUGCUGCUCUCACUCUCAAGAGACAGAGCCAGAGGUGUAACGAUGUCGUGUGCAAGGCUGUGUCUGCAAAGGUCGAAGCUGGUGUUGAAGGCCUCAAUAUCGCCGAGAAUGCUGCUCAGCUUAUUGGGAAAACUCCAAUGGUGUACUUGAACAAUAUAGUCAAGGGCUGUGUUGCAAGUGUUGCUGCUAAGCUUGAGAUCAUGGAACCAUGUUGUAGUGUCAAAGAUAGGAUUGGGUAUAGUAUGAUCACUGAUGCUGAGGAAAAAGGACUUAUAACACCUGGAAAGAGUGUUCUUGUUGAAUCUACAAGUGGAAACACAGGGAUUGGUCUUGCUUUUAUUGCUGCUUCAAAAGGAUAUAAACUUAUCUUGACGAUGCCUGCGUCCAUGAGUUUGGAAAGAAGGGUUCUUUUGAGGGCAUUUGGAGCCGAGCUUGUGUUAACUGAACCUGCAAAAGGCAUGACUGGAGCAAUUCAGAAGGCUGAAGAAAUCUUGAAAAACACUCCCGACUCCUACAUGCUCCAACAGUUUGACAACCCAGCCAAUCCCAAGAUUCAUUACGAGACUACCGGUCCUGAGAUUUGGGAAGAUACAAGAGGCAAGGUGGAUAUAUUGGUUGCGGGAAUUGGAACUGGUGGAACCAUUACUGGUGUUGGUCGUUUCAUUAAAGAAAGAAAACCUGAACUGAAGGUUAUUGGUGUUGAACCCACGGAAAGUGCCAUACUUGCUGGAGGGAAACCAGGACCUCACAAGAUUCAAGGGAUUGGAGCUGGAUUUAUUCCUAAGAAUUUGGAUCAGAGUAUUGUAGAUGAAUACAUAGCGAUUUCCAGUGAAGAAGCUAUUGAAACCGCAAAGCAACUAGCUCUACAAGAAGGCUUGCUGGUUGGUAUAUCUUCUGGAGCGGCGGCUGCUGCUGCAAUCCAGGUCGCAAAGAGACCUGAAAAUGCCGGGAAACUCAUAGCUGUUGUGUUUCCUAGCUUUGGAGAACGUUACCUCUCCACAAUGCUUUUCCAGUCGAUCAGAGAGGAGUGCGAGAAAAUGCAGCCUGAGCUUUGA
Eruca vesicaria subsp. sativa (arugula) is the source of this 1176-nucleotide messenger RNA. The record is from the annotation of a GenBank genome assembly. NCBI's taxonomy places the organism in Eukaryota, Viridiplantae, Streptophyta, Magnoliopsida, Brassicales, Brassicaceae.